Molecule: messenger RNA, 1578 nt
Organism: Sinocyclocheilus rhinocerous
Lineage: Eukaryota; Metazoa; Chordata; Actinopteri; Cypriniformes; Cyprinidae
Product: anthrax toxin receptor 1-like
Exons: 17
Coding region: 151-1578 (475 amino acids)
Cellular component (GO): cell surface; plasma membrane
Molecular function (GO): transmembrane signaling receptor activity
Source: RefSeq, a predicted model, not a curated record
ACUGCGGGUCGGGAUAUAACUCUGUGACAAGACAUUCAAAUAUCUUGUUUAAGGAAUAAAUUUCAUGGAAAAGAGUUGUUUUCCUUUUCUGCAGGAGUAACAUGAAAUGCAGUUUUAUCCCUGUGCUUUUGGAGAGAAUAAACUGAUGAAAUGGCAUGUUCACUGAUUCACAUGAGUCUUGCUGUGGGUGUUUUAGUGGUUUUGAUGCAGUUUCCUACUGGAAAAGCUGAGCCUUAUUUUGAGGAAGAGAAGAGGUCUUGUCAAGGUGCUUUCGACUUAUAUUUUGUCCUCGACAAGUCAGGAAGUGUCAAAAACCACUGGAUUGAAAUUUACUCCUUUGUGGAGCAUCUUGCAGAGAAAUUUAUAAGCCCAAUGUUACGGAUAUCCUUCAUUGUGUUCUCAACUCACGGAACAACAGUUAUGAAACUCACAGAGAACAGAAAUGAAAUUACGAGAGGCUUAAAUGUUUUGAAGAGAGAAAUACCAGGAGGUGAUACAUAUAUGAAUCUUGGAUUGAAACAGGCAAAUGAGCAGAUAUAUCACGGAAAUUAUGGGACAGCCAGUGUGAUCAUAGCACUGACGGAUGGGGAGUUAAAUGACUAUCAGUUUGUCACAGCACAGCAAGAGGCGCAGAGAGCUCGGUCUUUGGGAGCUAUUGUAUACUGUGUGGGUGUAAAAGACUUCAACCAGACACAGCUGGCCACAAUUGCAGACACCAUAGAGCAUGUGUUCCCUGUAAUUGGAGGAUUCCAGGCCCUUGAAGGAAUGAUAGACUCUAUCAUCAAGAAAUCCUGCAUUGAGAUUUUAGCAGCCGAGCCGUCCAGUGUAUGCGCUGGAGACUCUUUCCAAGUGGUUGUGAGGGGAAAUGGAUUUUUGCAUGCCAGAAACAUUAAUCAGGUCCUGUGCAGCUUCAGAGUGAAUGACACAGCUACACUGAAUGAAAGACCUGUCAGUGUUGAAGAUACGCUCCUUCUUUGCCCUGCACCAAUCUUAAAUGAGGCUGGAAAGGUGAUAUAUCUGCAGGUUAGCAUGAAUGAGGGUUUGUCCUACAUCACAAGCUCAGUGCACAUCACCACUACUGAAUGUUAUGAUGGAACCAUCCUGCUCAUCUCGUUACUGGCUGUUUUCCUAUUGCUGGGUCUGGUGCUGAUGUGGUGGUUCUGGCCUCUGUGCUGUACAGUGGUCAUCAAGGAAGUGCCUCCAGCCCCUCCCCCUGAGCCUGAACCCGAUGAUGAAGAUGGCAUGCCCAAAAAGAAAUGGCCUACAGUAGAUGCAUCCUACUAUGGAGGAAGAGGAGUCGGUGGAAUCAAAAGAAUGGAGGUGCGUUGGGGGGACAAGGGCUCCACGGAGGAAGGAGCUAAACUGGAGAAGCCAAAGAAUGCUGUAGUGAAAAUGCCUGAAGAUGAAUAUGAGCCUUAUGAACCUAAACUCAGAAAUUUGUAUGGGCGCAGACCUGCCCAUCAUAGAAAGUGGUACAGUCCUAUUCAGGGGAAACUGGAUGCUUUGUGGGCCCUUUUCCGUCGAGGAUACGACCAGGUGUCACUCAUGAGACCUCAGCCUGGAGAUCAGGUACAAUGA